UGUCCGCACCUUAAGUGUCUGGGACCAGGAAGUGUCGAAGCUGCCAAAGUCUACUACUAGCUACUCGUUAGUUUACUCGAUGAAAUAACAUACAUUGAAAAACAUAAAAGAAGAAGGUUGUUUUUUAAUAGCUUAAUAGGUAAUAUGCGUGCUUGAACGGGGGUUUGUAAACACAUUUCAGUGUAAUUUAAGGUUAGAGACCGUACAGACUUCUAGCCAGCUUGUUUGGCUAAUUGGUAGCUAACAGUUAACCUUAGCAGGUGUUGCGAUGGCUGUGUCGCAUAUAAACUGCUUCGUGGCAUGGAUUUUAUUGUGUGGUAUGCUGUCUGGAUCUAACGCGAGGAUACAUAAGCUCAUUCUGAAGAAUGAAACACGGUUCGCUGUUGACCUCAACAAUUUUGGUUUCUUUGCAAAUGGAACUCUAGAUGUGAACCUGACUUCUUUGGGGCUUAAUGAAAAACUUGUAAACUACAGCAUCUAUCCAGUUGGUUUUAGCCUGUCCAGGUCACGGGUUAAUGGGGUGUUACCUUACACAGCAGAGGAGAGUGAGGAUUGCCCGCUCGCAGCCACCAAGCCAACCAAUGAUGAGCCUCUCAUCCUUUUUCUCAUUGACAUCAUCAAAAUGAGAGUCAAUGUUUAUGCCAUGGGUAAUCAAGAUAAUGUCCUGAUAGCCAAAGCCAAGUCAGAUAAGGCAAAAGAAAGGAAAGUUAGAGAUGAUGGGAAUCAGCAGAAACCAGCAGAUUCUAACAAAGUAAAGCCAGCUGAAGAAAAUGACUCAGAAGAUGGUAAAAAGACAAAGACAGCAGGUGGGAACAGUCAGGAGAAUGGACAAGAAGGUGGCCAACCAAGUCAGAAGAAUGCACAAGAAGGUGGCCAACCAAGUCAGAAGAAUGCUCAAGAAGGUGGCCAACCAAGUCAGAAGAAUGCACAAGAAGGUGGCCAACCAAGUCAGAAGAAUGCUCAAGAAGGUGGCCAACCAAGUCAGAAGAAUGCACAAGAAGGUGGCCAACAAAGUACAAACAAAGAACAGUCAACCCCUUUUGAAGAAGCUAAGAAAGUGGAGGGAACCACAUUCCUGCUGAACCAAACAACCAAGCCGAUUUUAGCACUGGACAAAAUCAAGGGCUUCUAUAACUUCAGUUUCCAGUUGGUGGUUGGCCCAAAGGCAGAAGGUCUUUACAGCCUGAAGUUCCACUACUGUCAGAACAGGAUGCCUGGAAUUAGGAUUCCUUACUCUUUGAGAGUGGACGUGACAGAGACAAACCCAGGGAGCUUCCUGUCUGCAGCAGAAAUCCCCUUGUCCCGCCUUUACAUAUGUAUGGCUGGAGUCUUCUUUGCUGCAGCCUUGGUCUGGGUGUACACUCUCAUGAAGCACAGGUACAGUGUGUUUAAGAUCCACUGGCUGAUGGCAGCAUUGGCAUUCACCAAAUCCACCUCUUUGGUUUUCCAUAGUAUCAACUAUCACUUCAUAAACACGCAGGGGCGUCCUAUUGAAGGCUGGGCCGUCAUGUAUUAUAUCACCCACCUACUGAAAGGAGCUCUCCUGUUCAUUACACUGGCACUGAUUGGAACAGGCUGGGCUUUUGUUAAAUACAUCCUGUCUGACAAAGAGAAGAAAAUCUUCAUGAUAGUCAUCCCUCUGCAGGUCCUGGCUAAUGUUGCAUUCAUCAUUAUAGAGUCUACAGAAGAAGGCACCAGUGAAUACUAUCUGUGGAAGGAGAUCCUCUUUCUGGUGGACCUCAUCUGCUGUGGAGCCAUCCUGUUCCCUGUUGUCUGGUCAAUCCGUCACUUACAGGAGGCUUCAAGCACAGAUGGGAAAGCUGCCAUGAACCUGGAGAAGCUCAAGCUGUUCAGGCAUUACUACGUCAUGAUUGUGUGCUAUAUCUACUUCACAAGGAUUAUAGCAAUUCUGCUGAAGAUCACAAUGCCCUUCCAGUGGCAGUGGUGCUAUGAGUUUCUGGUGGAGGUGUCAACUUUGAUCUUCUUUGUGCUGACGGGCUACAAAUUUCGACCAGCAUCCAAUAACCCCUACCUCCAGCUUCCCCAGGAUGAAGAGGAUGUAGAGAUGGAUGAAGUAGUGACGGAGUCAGGAGCACUGGAAGGCAUCUCCAAAGUUAAGAAGACGUCUAACGGACGUGAGCGCCAGAAAGAGCCUGCUCUGUAGGUGGAGAGCUGCUUGUUUUUCAGAGGGACCAACCGAGCCGCCCGGGGCCAGGCCAGCUGGGUGUGAAGAGGCUCACAUGGACCAAGGCUCCCCACUUCCACAGACUGCUCUCUGUUUAAAACUCCUCAGUGGUUGCAAAGCUUGUGGCCACUGUCUGGCUAUGCAAAAAGAAAGGAAAAAAACAAAACAAAACAAAAAAAACGUUAUGAUUAUAAAAUACGGCUAACAUGAUGGACGCUCACUGUUUUCUUGGGGACACUCCACCCAGAACCCGAAGGGUUUCAGGAGCCUUUUUUUCCCCCUCAUGGACAGUUGGAGAUGUGGAACAGAGCUCUGGAAUCCAUAUUUUUCUCCUCUGUUUCUCUCCAAAGAUAAUUAUUAUUAUUAUUAUUAUUUUAGACAAAGACUUGCUUUUGGGAGUGUUAAUGUCAGCUAUUUAAAAUGGUACUUCUACCACUUGGUUGUAUCUUUUUGUGUGAUAUGGGGACAUUUAUGGCUGUGAGAUGACACAAAUUUUCUUCCUUUGGAUAAAAUAACCCAUGCUCAGGUUAAAGA
Cyprinodon variegatus (sheepshead minnow) is the source of this 2719-nucleotide messenger RNA. Its product is annotated as protein GPR108-like. The transcript has 19 exons. Gene Ontology annotation, cellular component: membrane; Golgi apparatus. The record is from RefSeq and is a predicted model, not a curated record. Lineage: Eukaryota; Metazoa; Chordata; Actinopteri; Cyprinodontiformes; Cyprinodontidae. Bases 269 to 2164 code for a protein of 631 amino acids. Gene Ontology annotation, biological process: transport.